AUGGCAGCUUCUAGUGUUGCCACCACCGUCUCCACUGCAGCAGCAUCCGCAUCAACCGUUGCCACAGGUGCCGCUGCUGGAGCGAAAGCAGCCGGAGGUGCUGCCGCCCCUCCCAAGCUCAACUCGACCGCGUUCUUCUUCGAGUACGAUGUCAUCCUCCUCUUCGUUGUCGGCCUCUUCGUGCUCUUGGCGCUCCCGCGCAUGAUCGCGCGCUUCAUGCGCUCCUCCGAGUGGUUCGCCGGCUGCUUCUUUCACUCCGUCAAGAUCCCGCGCCCCUCCAAGUUCACGACCUACCCCGGCGGCUCGGGACUUUCAUUCUCGGAGAAGAUGGUCUCGAGCCGGGCCGACGUCGAGUCGGUGUACUCGCGCUCCGAAGAUAUGCACACCGUGAACAUGGCUGUCGGCUCGGGCGCACCGAAGAACCCCCCGGCGUACAUACCCUCUUGGGCGUCGUUGUUCCCGACGGGCGCGAAGGUCCUGUCGACGAAGAUCAGGCCCGGAUACUCUCUGGGUGUGGUGGUGCUGAUGAUGGGCUACCUUGCGGUGUACAUGUACAGUGCGCUGUUCGACGUGAACCUGUUCACGAGCCCUGCGCGCCUCGGAGACAUAGCGGUCAGUCAGAUGCCGACGCUCUACGUUCUUGCGACGAAGAACAAUGUCUUGGGCACGCUCAUCGGCAAGGGAUACGAAAAGCUCAACUCUCUUCACCGUUUCGUCGGGCGCCUGGUCGUCGGAGCCGUCAACCUUCACGCCCUUGCAUACUUCGCCAAAUGGUCGCAGACGGGAAGCAUCUCGGAACACCUAGAGCCGAACAUCAUCUGCGGCGUCGUCGCGCUCGGGUGCAUGGACGUGCUCUGGCUCUUCUCGCUCAGCGCUGUGCGCCAGACGUACUACAACCUCUUCUAUGUGUCCCACGUCGUCGCCGGUAUCGCCGUCCUUGUCUUCACUGCCUACCACAUGCCGUUUGCCGUCACAUACAUGGAGAUCGCCGGCGCGCUCUAUGGCUUCGACCGUCUCGUGCGGCUCAUCCAGACGCGCAUCACCACCGCGCAUCUCCACGCCAUGCCCGAGCUCGGGGCGACCUGCAUCCAGGUGCCCUCCGUCAACGCCGGGUGGCGUGCGGGUCAGCACGUCCGUCUGCGUGUGCUCUCUACCGGCAUGGGCCCGCUCGGGUGGACUGAGAGCCAUCCGUUCACCAUCGCGAGUGUGAGCAAGCAUCCCAGCGAGGAAGGCCUCGUCUUGAUGGUCAAGAAGGCCGGCGACUGGACGACCAGUCUAUACGGUAUCGCUCAAGAACCUGAUGCGGGCGAAGGGAGCUCUGGUAGCCGCAGGGUCAAGGUCAUGCUCACGGGUCCUUUCGGCGGACCUGGCCACGCCGUCGUGACUAGUUACUCUGGCGCGAUGCUCGUCUCCGGCGGCAGUGGCAUCACGUACGCACUCGCCACCGCCCAGGAGAUCCUGCAGAAGAGCGCGGAGGGCGCCAGCCGCAGUCGGGUCGUCGAGCUCGUCUGGAGCGUCACCGAUCCCGCUGGCUUGAAACCACUCCUUCCUCUCUUCGCCCAGCUCCUCGUCGAUGCGCAGACCACCUACACCUCCCUGCGCAUCUCCGUCUUCUACACGAGGGCCAUCACCUCGCCUGACGUCCUCAAGACCUUCGAGCGCCUCCCGCUCGGACUCACCCUCACCCCCGGCCGUCCGCGCCUGCAGAAGCUGCUCGAGGGCGUCGCAGACCGCACCGCCGGCUCCGGCGGGGUGGACGGCAUGACGGGCGUCGUCGUAGGCGUGUGUGGCCCGCCCGCGCUGGGCGACGAGGUCGGACGUGUCGUCCGCCGCCUCGACCCCAAGCGGCGCAAGGCAGUCGGAGGGGUCGAGUUGCAUUCAGAGUACGUGUUCGCUCUCCUGCGUCGAAGCUUCGCUGACGGGUGCCCCUGA
Molecule: messenger RNA, 1932 nt
Organism: Fomitopsis serialis
Lineage: Eukaryota; Fungi; Basidiomycota; Agaricomycetes; Polyporales; Fomitopsidaceae
Product: ferric reductase like transmembrane component-domain-containing protein
Exons: 7
Coding region: 1-1932 (643 amino acids)
Biological process (GO): iron ion transport; copper ion import; intracellular iron ion homeostasis
Cellular component (GO): plasma membrane
Molecular function (GO): ferric-chelate reductase activity
Source: RefSeq, a predicted model, not a curated record